Messenger RNA from Papaver somniferum (opium poppy), 1453 nucleotides. Its product is annotated as probable cinnamyl alcohol dehydrogenase 6. The transcript has 6 exons. The coding region runs from base 162 to 1268 and encodes 368 amino acids. NCBI's taxonomy places the organism in Eukaryota, Viridiplantae, Streptophyta, Magnoliopsida, Ranunculales, Papaveraceae. Gene Ontology annotation, biological process: lignin biosynthetic process. The record is from RefSeq and is a predicted model, not a curated record. Gene Ontology annotation, molecular function: cinnamyl-alcohol dehydrogenase activity; zinc ion binding.
AGUACUAUAAAUGCAGGUAUUGUAUGGAUGGAUGGAUCUGAUGAGUUUCAAUAGCUGAAUCAAAUAAGAGAUCGCUGUAGAACAAAUCUGUUUGAAACAGACAGAACGAAGUUGUAGGAGGCUAAGAAGAGCUUGUAGCUAACUAGUAAGUAGUACGUAUAAUGUCUCAGACAACACCAAACCAUACUCUGAUAGUAUCUGGUUGGGCAGGACACGAUGAAUCUGGAAAAGUAACACCGUUCACCUUCAAAAGAAGAGAAAAUGGGAUAGAUGAUGUUACGAUUGAGGUAUUAUACUGUGGGAUUUGCCAUACAGAUAUUCACCACUUGAAAAAUGACUGGAAUAUCACUAGAUAUCCUGUCGUCCCUGGGCAUGAAAUUACGGGUGUGAUUACAAAAACAGGAAGCAAUGUAAAAGAAUUCAAAGUUGGAGAUAGAGUCGGAGUCGGAUGUUUAGCAUGUUCUUGUUUGGAAUGUGAACACUGCAAGGAUUCUCAAGAACAGUAUUGCGAGAAUCAUCAGUUUACUUACAAUGGGAUAUUCUGGGAUGGAAGUAUCACCUAUGGUGGUUACUCCAAAAUGCUUGUUUCUGACAGAAGGUUUGUGGUGCACAUUCCAGAAGACCUACCAAUGGAUGCAGCAGCACCAUUGCUGUGCGCGGGGAUAACAGUGUUCACACCAUUCAAAGACUACCACUUACUCCAAGGCCCAAGCAAGAAGAUUGGAAUAGUGGGGCUAGGUGGUCUCGGUCAUCUUGCUGUUAAAUUCGGCAAGGGCUUUGGCCACCAUGUUACUGUCAUAAGCACCUCUCCUUCUAAAGAGGCUGAAGCUAAAGUGCGCUUGGGUGCCGAUGAUUUCAUUGUCAGCACUGACACAGAACAAAUGCAGGCAGGGAAGAGGAGUUUGGAUUUCAUAAUUGAUACAGUUUCAGCCGUGCAUUCAUUGGGUCCAAUCUUAGAACUUCUGAAAGUAAAUGGGACUUUAUCCAUUGUGGGUGCACCUGAUAAACCCAUGGGCUUACCUUCCUUUCCUUUAAUCUUUGGGAAAAGAUCCGUGAGAGGGAGCAUUAUAGGAGGUAUGAAAGAGACGCAGGAAAUGAUGUAUUAUUGCGCGGAGAAAAAUAUUACUUGUGACAUUGAAGUUGUGAAGACUGAUCAGAUCAAUGAGGCAUUGGACCGGUUGGCUAGGAAUGAUGUCCGUUAUCGCUUUGUCAUUGACAUUGCUGGUGCGAAGAGUUGCAACGGUGCCAAGAUUUGCAAUGGUGCAUGAGUGAUUUCAAAUCGGGUCGAUAUAAAUUUGAUUUUUUGUGUGUGUUUAUUUACGUAUUUUGCUUUCUUUAUUAAGGUAUCACAAAAGGAAAAGAGAUUUAAGACUUGUGUUGGUUAUUUAGUAUUCGUAAUUGGACAAUCAUGAGCUCAACUAAUUAAGCUUUCUGCUUUACUGCUUUAAGUGAA